Messenger RNA from Colletotrichum higginsianum IMI 349063, 660 nucleotides. RefSeq lists its product as uncharacterized. NCBI's taxonomy places the organism in Eukaryota, Fungi, Ascomycota, Sordariomycetes, Glomerellales, Glomerellaceae. The coding region runs from base 1 to 660 and encodes 219 amino acids. The transcript has a single exon. The record is from RefSeq and is a predicted model, not a curated record.
AUGGAGAGGUCGCCCAUGACCCUUACUCAGACGUCGAUGUUGUUUGGUCUUUCCUUUCUUUGUACACGCUCCCAAGCGUCACAUCAUCCGACUCUCGGCACUUCGUCAAACCCGCCGCCGCCCUACUCAGGUUUCCAUCUUGUCUGUGUUACCAGUCACCGCAAAGAGGUCGUCUGCCGUAGCCCAACUCUCGUCCAACCCCGUCCCCUCAACUUAUCUCGCCCUCGGUCGCUCUGGGGGCUCCAAGGAGGAGCUUCUGCCCUGGGAGGCGGACUCGUCGCUGCUACUGUAUUCGCUCCCCAUCUGAUCCCUGGGGAUGGACACGAACGUGAGCCGCUUGACGAAGUACAGGUAGACCAGCAACAUGACCGGACAGAAGGCGAAGACGAAGAGGAAGGAGAUGACGCCCAUCAUGACGUUGAACUCUAUCUCGCUGCAGCCCAUCUCGGCGGUUGGGGGUGCGUUGUCGGCUCCUUGAAUCGUGCAGAGGGAGAGAGAGAGAGAGAUAGAGAGAGAACCCCCUUUACGUGUCGAAAUGGCAGCGUGGCUUUUUCUCUUCUGCUUGGAAAGCUCCAGCGACCGCGAUUUUUGUUUAUGCGAGCCAGAUGUUCUCUUUUUUCUUCUUUUCUUGUCCUUCUCGUUUUUGCUUUCAACCGCUGA